AUAUACAUAUAUAAUAUAUAAAAUCACAUUUGUUCAGGCAAUGUUCCACUAUAAUGCAUUACAUCAGACAAAACUUCUUGUAAAACUAAAAAAAAUUUUCAUUCAAGUUUUCAAUCACAAUGUUGUAUAAUGACUCACAUGAUCAUAUAUCAUGAUUUGAUUCCAUUGAAAGUCAAUAUACUGGAUGUAAUAUUGACUUGUUGCCCAGCCCUGUUCUCACCUUUUGUUUAAAGAAUUGUGAUAUUAGUAAUUCAUUAACUUGGACAAAAGUAACUGUUAAAAGUCUUGCAGUCCGCUACUUUCCUUUACAGCAAAGCGUUUAGUUCUGUUAUUGUCUGGUCCAUUCAAUCAGUCAUUUAAAUUUGCUUCAAAUCUCUUUUCCCUCAUUAGGAAAUCUUCUUAAUUUGUGCAUUUUGUUGCUGUGUUGCAGACAGUGCCUUAGUCAAGAUGUUACAAAUACUGAGGUCACAUUCAAAUCCCCAGAGGCGGCACUCCAAGCCCUGAAGAAAUGUUUGACUAGCGACCAAAAAAAGUUUUUAUUUUUCAUUUUAUUUAUUGGUUUAACUUUAACUGUUUUUCAGUAAGUUUUAUUUUUCUAAAUGUUGGUUUAAAGCCCUCUUCACAUUGCCAAUUUAUAAUUUUGGGGACUAAUACUAACAAACAAACAAACAAACAACAACAAACCUAUUGACAAUUUUAUUUUGCAUCUUUAGAUUUUAAAAGCUACAGUACCAUAUUAUUUUUGUUGCAACCAGGGCAGCAGCUACCAUCAGGACACUGAGGUCAUGUCCUCUGUAUCUUUGUGGGAAUUUGGGGGUUUAGAAACCUGGUUGGAGUAGUAAGUAACACAAGGUGGGUAUUUUAAAGGACGAUUAAAGUAUGUUUAGACUCUAUUCUUUUUAAAUUUUACUACUUUCAGGACAACAAAUAUAUAUAUAUAGGAUUCAGUAUUUCUCCACUAUAAUUUUACAUCUAGCAUUGUGGGGAGGGCUUUGAGAUAAAUGUGAUAAAAAAAUGUAAUUUAACAGUUAAACAUUUACAUAUCCAGGUUCUUGAAUCAUUUUAGAGAUGUUAUUCUUGAGUGUCUAAUCAAAAUUGAAUGUCCUCAGUAUUUCUAAAAUCCUGGUUCUGGUCUUGGUUGCAACUUUCAUCUCGCAAAAACAGACUUUCUGAAGAAAAAGGACAGUUAAGUGCUGUUAUUGUUACUUUUACUUCAUUAAUUGAAUAUUUAAGUCAAAUAACAGCAGACUACUACAGCUUUAGAAGUAUUUCGGAGUAUCAGAGACUCCUGUGGCCACAUAAAAAAGGUGCACACGGUGAUGUCACUGGCCUGCAGACAUCUCCAUAGGCUACUGUCGCUUUAAUUGCAGUGCAGUCCAGGGAGGCAGGAUCCUGUGCGUUUAUUCCGUCUCCUGGACUCGCAGACUUUGCGCCAGCCACAGCAGCAGAUUGAAUGAAGUGCGAUUGCAGGCUGCUGGCCAAACGGAGGACACCGUGCUGGCCUGUUCAGGAUGCCAGAGAUGUACAGCCAGCUUUUGAGAGGGCGGAUUUGAGCCUCGCUACAUUUCUCCAGUAGCCCCCUUUUUAUUUAUUUAUUUUUUUUAAAGCUGCAGGGCCUCGAGAAAGCAAUCUCCGCCUUGAUGGUAUCUGGACAGCAGCGCACUGCUCAGGCGACUGGCAGCUCUCUGCACGGAUGAUGAAGAACUUGGGAAAGGAAAUGGUCAAGAUGGCAGCUGUGUACAGAGUGAUAAAGCUGAUGUGGUGGCAUUAGGUGUAGUAAUUUUCAUUUUCUCUGGCAUGCACGUCGCAGGACCGCGGUGCAGGACGCGGGCGCUUGUAAAGGAACGCCGUGUGGAUUGCUCUAAAGUCUCCGCUGACUCUUCCUGUCUUUAACUCCACAUUUCGCGAAAUUGCAAUGCAUGUUGGCCAGGGUGUGGGCUGUGCACGAGAAAAGGCAAUGUUUUGUUGAUGCUGGUCAGCCCGAUCAGCCCUGUGUGCUGCGGAUAGACGGCUUGCAGGAGGAUUGAAAGGCGGACACGUGCUGGGACUGGGCUGCAGGCUGGACAUUUGCAUGUCGUGCAUAGUACAUAAACUGUCUCUGAAGCCUUCACACAACAUUAAUGGAAUGCGACCUGAGUGAUUUUAUAACCCUUUGUGCAACGACUGAUAUAGUGCGAUUAACAUGGCUGAGGCGCCACGCAACGAGCCUCCCUUAAACGUUGAGAUAGAUCCGGAUUUCGAGCCUCAGAAGCGACCACGGUCCUGCACUUGGCCCCUUCCCCGUCCGGAGUCUGGUGCGGGCAAGCCCGGUACAAAUGACACUGACGUAAUCCCUGAAGAAGAGGAUGAUGAGGGUGGCAGCGCGGGCAGCUGCGAUGCUCAGAAAGCCAGCGGCGGGGUUAUUAAACCCCGUGAGCCGAGCAGCAGCUCCAUCUCCCAGCUUGUGGAGGUCCAGCGCGGCCCCUGCAAGGAGGAGGCCGCCGACGGAUCGCCUUCCUCCGCGCAAACCCCCGCCGCGGCUCUGGGCGGCUCUGCCUCCCAGCAGCUGAGGAAGUCCUCCGCCCGCAGGAACGCCUGGGGCAACUACUCCUAUGCAGACCUCAUUACCCAAGCCAUCGAGAGCUCCCCCGAGAAAAGGCUGACCUUGUCCCAAAUCUAUGACUGGAUGGUGAGGUCUGUGCCAUAUUUCAAGGACAAAGGCGACAGCAACAGCUCUGCUGGCUGGAAGGUAGCUGAAGCUUUGCCGGUUCAGUCUCCAGCUGACGUCAUGCAGAGAGAGCUGGAUAGUUGCUUGAGUUUAGAGUACACUCCUGACAGUCUGCCUCCACUACUGCACCAGUUCUAUACUGACAGAUCAUAUCACUUGGCUCAGAUCAAAUAUCUGCUCAUGCUGAGAUGGAGGAGAUUCUGCCGCCACACCAGCGUCACUGAGAAGCUUUAUCCUCAUUACAAGAAUCAGGUGUCAUGUUUAACGAGUGAGUACGAGGACGCUGUUCAGAGAGCUCGCAGACUGUCGGUGAGCAGAGAGAAGAUCUUGACCGGCCAAGGAAACCCUGCCAGUCUGCUCACUCAGGAAGAUGUGGUCAUUUACCUGCGGUGGCUGGUCUGCCAUCUGCACUCUGUUCAGACCGUUCACAACUUCCUCAGGGUGCUGCACUACAUACCAGCUUGUGAGAGAAAAAAUAAAGAACCACAGCCAAAGGUUUAUGAGGAAACUUUACAUAAGACUCAACAUGUUGACGGUGUUUCAGGACUGGCUGAUAAUGUUCCCCUGCACACUGUUCACCUGGAGGAGUUUCUACCUGAGCUGCAGGCUUUGAUCGCUCACUUCCACCUGUCUUAUGACACUCAAAAACUCAGGACCACCGCAGACGAGAUGGAGUUAUUCAGCGUGGUAUGGAGGGAGUUCAGAGCGAUUUUCAGACAACAAGAGCAGAUGAAAACGUUUCCUCAGUACGAUGGUACAGAGGUCAAACAGAGCCAGUGGGGGAGGAAGAGUGCAUGUUUGGCUCUGAAGAAGGAGGCCAACUGGAUCCCCUUCAUUCAGGUAAAGCCCAAAUGGGAUCCGUGGCAGCAGAAGCUCGUCACAAAGCUGAAGGAAAAGAAAUGUGUCGAUGAGCUGCUGAAUAUGCACAGCAGGUUUCUUCAGGUCCCUGAUCUGCCCCACGUGGCCGCGGCUGUAAAAGAACACGCUGCUCAAGUUGGGAACUUACAAUCUGCACCGACCUCAUCGGUCUCACACAGCAGUAAGACAAAACGGCACAAGAUCUCCGAGAUCUGGACGAGUAUUUACAGCGCUGCCUUUCUCACUCAGGAAACACAUGAUCAGCCAACCAGAUCAAGAGGCAGAGGAGGCCAUGAGAAGAAGAGUGUGAGGAGUCAAUCCUCAAGCGCAACAAAUGAAAGCUACUCUUUCGAGGACAGCCUACAGCUGCUGGGUCUGGAUGAUGGUUUAGAGGAAGGAACCUCAGAUCCCAUCAUAACCAGAGGUGCUUACCUGUCUCUGAUUUACCUGCGUCAUCUCAAACUCAGACAGCUCCAGCGCAUCUCUCUUGGGUUGCUGAACUACCUGCGCUCUGUGGAGAGGACUUUGACCUUUGACCUGGCAGGUCUGCAGCUGGAGGAAGGAGAGCUGUGCAGCACAGCAGAGGAAACAGGCUGGAUGAAUGCAGCCAGAGGAGGAAGAGGAGAGGCAGGAGGUCUCGGCUCACUCCAGUACAGCCACAACACUCCUGUUGACUGUAAGGUCCAUUGCUCAGAGUUCAUGGAGUUUGCAGAGGUAGAGAACCUUCAUGAUUUCUACAGCGCAGAGGAGCGGUUCAUCCAUACUCAGGACCAGAGAGGGUUUUACAUCGUGUACGACGCUGCUCUGAAGGACCUGCAGGAACUGGAGAACGAGCUUCUUCUAGUCGGCUCACGCUUCAUCCAGAGAAACAGGAUUAGGAUAAUGGGAAACGCAGAGAGAGCCGCCACCUCGACAGCAGGCAUCCACUCCUGGGCCGGGACAGAUGUCGACCGUGUUGCACUGCUUCUUGACUUGUGGACAUGUGAGACGGAGUUUUUGGAGAGCAAAGUACAGCUCUUGAACUGUUACUACGAGGCCUACCAGCAUGCAGCAGGGACUGAGGAGAGGUUUGCGUUGGCUCAAGUUAUUACUGACAUCAUGCACAGUAGGCCACAACUGGACCUGAACCAGGAUUACUUUGUUCAGGCCUACAGAGCUGAGAUAAGCUGCCUGCGAAGCCACCAGCAGCUGAUCAGAGACAUUUUGAACAAUCAGAUUGAAAAACAACGGCAGCACCUCCAACGCAUCUGGAGAGACGACCACAAAGGCUCCAUUCAUGACUAUGGCCUUCCACCAAACUACGUUCCCGAACAUCUGGUCUCACUUGGAGGCAGCAGCCCUGCGCUGAUGAACAUAUUCCUCCUGGAGGUUCAUCCGUCCCUCUGCCUGGCUUCUGCAGUCUAUCACAGUUUAGCUCAGGCUUACACAGAGCUCUGUCAGCUGCACCGAGCCACAAGCAUCACUGACAAACUCGUUCUGCGACAGAAGCUCCUGCAGCAGGCCCUGCAGAGCUGGAGCCACCUGGCUUCACCCGGAGCCUCCUACAGCUCUCAGAUACAGAACGAUUUGUUCUCAGAUGUGUUUUUUGAGGACCCGAUUUUGGUCCAAAAGGUGGGGCUGUCGUUAGUAAGAUCGGCAGAGGAGAAGGACAUGGCGCAGGGAAGAGAGAGACAGUUGUAUACUGUGGAAACUUUCUCGAAGCUACUAGAGCUCGUCACCAUCCGCCAUCGUCUGCUGGAGUCGGCUGCAGAGACUGCACAUCUGGCACAGUUGUACAGAAACGUGGCUUCAGAGCUCGGCUUCGAUGACUUCCACCUUUACCUGAGGCCGGUGCAGUUCGAGGUCGCUGAACAGAAAGACAAAGCAGAGCAGAGGCCUGUUUUUAUCACAGCGAUACUGGAAGAUGACAGCUCCGUGGACAGGUUCACCCCGUCCCGCCUCCCUCUGAGCAUCCAGGAACUGGACGAGAACCAGAUCGGGAGGUUCAGCUUCAGCUCAGAGGAGGCAGUUAUUCACCUUAUGAACAAACAGAGUAUAGAAAACCUCCAGGUGACUCUGGCCUGUCAGGUUACACAGAAGAACGCUUUGUUAAGUGCUGUGAAACUGGUUUGUCUUUGUCAUUGGGCAGAGAGUGUGACGUCUUCAGCUGAGAGUGAAGUAGCCCUUCGUUCUGAUAAAGAUGUAAAAUUUGAUGGAAGUGACACCAACAACCUGCAGGAAAAAUCUAAUGCUUCACCUUCCAAAGGCUCAGCAAGAACUCCCACCACCACCAAAGAGAGGCUGAUGGAAGCCUUUGUGUCCAUCCAGCUGGAAAAAGUGGGUCUGCGUGACGAGAUGCUGAAUUCAUUUAUGGAGAAGAAACAGGCCGUGGGGGGUCUUAUAAAAACCCCAGAGGAAACUGCAAAGAUCAAAAGGAGGCUCAUAAUCGACUAUCUCAACAAAUUCAGCACACAGAUAUCUCAGUAUUGUGUGAGAGCGCAGAUUGUUGCACAUUACUACAGUCUAACCUUCUUUUUGGACGACAUCCCCUCCAUCCGUCAGUCCCACUUUAUGAUUGGGAAAACCGGCGAGCCCAAAGUGAUUUUGGAUUCAGGAGUUGACCUGGAGCCCAGGACCUUUCAGUGUCGGCCGCAGCAGCUGUUGUCUGCAGAUGGCAAAACUCUCCUCAACUUGUGGUUUAUCCCUCACUUCUCUGAAGUGCUUCACAUGUUCAAAACCCUGAAUGUUUCGGCAUCUGCCACAGCUCUCCAUCACAGUCUGCAGAUAGUGUCAGGUCUUCAUGACAUAAUUUAUUACCUGGUUAGUUUCUCCAGACUGGGAAACACAGAAGACACCUCUAGCUACAUGAGAGGACAGGACGUACCAGGCUCACUCGCAGCUGACUGGGGAGGCACUGAAGGCAUCGGAGCAGAGCUGCUGGAGAUCCAGAGUCAGGUCGACCGUCUGUCUGAUCCCAGCAGCCCAGAGUCUGUCGGCCGCCUGCUGCAGCUGCGCAGGCAGGUCGUCCUCCUGCAGUUUGAUACUGCUGUUAGACACCUCGUCAGGGAGGUGUUCCUCUCCUCUGGUGAUGUUGCUUCCUACCAGAGUGUGAGCGACAACAUGGCGACUGCCCUCCCCCUGCUGAGUGACAGUAUCCAGACUGACGUGUUCAGUCUCACUCUGCCUGUUCCUCGACCUCUAGAGACUCGAGGCUGUCAGGCACACAGGAUGUAUCCAUGGAGAAGCUUCAUAGCCUGUCAUGGAUUGUUCGCUCUGCAUGUUUGGGACGUCUCUCCCAUCGAAUACUGCAUGCAGCUGUGUUUGAGUGGUCUGAGUGAUCGCAGCAGACUGCAGGCCAACGCAGCGAUCCUCGGUGUGUCGCUGCUCAUGGAGGACAUCUUGAACAGUGGAAGAGAGGCAGAGCCUGUUCGUCUCCAUGGCAACAAAGAUGACCUUCUGCACGAUGGAAAACCUAAUGAAGGGGAUAAACUCCCCUUGGAAGCUGAAGAAGAAGAGAAGAAGGCUUGUGCGUCAGACUCCACUGCUCUUCUUCAGGAUCCAAUCAGAGUCCAGUCUGUGCUGAAAGGUUUCCUCCUGCUGACGAAGCAGCUUCAGGUGUUCAAGGAGAGCUGGGCUCGAAGACGUUUGGGUGUUCAAAUGUUCAGAACGCCCAGUGUGUAUCAACAGUUUGUGAAACUCUACAGAGCUGAAAUCUUUUACCCCAGUAUGAGAGCUCUGGCUCAACAAAUGUGUAAGGAGCGGGACUAUGAGGUCUUAAUUUCUGGCAGCCAGUCUCUCCUGCCCCCCCCUGGAGCAUCAGAGGUUGAUGUGAAAGCCUGGCAGCUUCACAAACUGCUGGAGAGCACCGAGUGUGACAUGAUCAGGGCGGUGCAGAGGAAGACGAACAGAGAGCUGACCCUGGUGGUUUCAGAGCGAACUCGACAGGACUCAGGCCUCCCUACAGAGCUGUGGAAGAAAGCCCCACUGAAGUACAGUUUGUCCCCUGAGCGGCCGCAGAUUGUGGAGACGUUCAUCCAGCAGCUGAUGGAGGGAGCUGAAGAGGCCGAGGGACAGCUAAGGGUCUCUCAGGAUCACCUCCAGCAGUGUCUCACCCACCUCGGCUGUUCCCUGAUGGAGCGAGAGCGUCGCAGCUUCCUGCUUUACUCACAGUUUUAUGAACAAAUCCUGCAGCAGGAGACUCAGCUCCUGUAUCAGAGAGAACAGGAUUUAAAGACUCUUAAGGACUCUCAGACAAGCAACUCUCACAAAGAGGUGGCUGCUGUAUGUCGUGGGAUGAUGUUGGAGAUCUCAGCGCUGCAGGCUCAAGUUGCUCACCUGGAAGAAGAGAAGAGUAUUCUAGAAGAGAAACUCAGUCUCAAAUUCAAAGAACGCUACGACCCUUUGGUCCGACACCUCUCCUCCACUUGCAUCCAGCUAACGGCCAAGCUUGAUGAGCACCACCGGCAGAUGGAGCAGAAUGUGAGUGAGAUGGUGAACAGAAUAAGAGGUGAAGGAGUGGACCGAAUUAUCAAGCUCAAGAAGAAGUACGGCUGCACCAAAGACAAUGAUGGACUCACACAGUUAAAGAAAGAAGAAGUCCAUGAGUUGAACCUGGAGAACAGCCGGCUGACUGCUCUGCUCUGUAAACUGAAGGCUCUGAGCCGCUGGAGGCAGCUGGUCGACCAGGAGAAACUUCACCGACAGCUGCUUCAAACUCAGCAGAGGGAGAUUACCUGUCGCACUGAGGCUCUCAGAGUGAAGAUGACAUCAGAGGAGGAGGUGGUUUUCCUGCAGGAGGAGCUGGAGGCCGCGAGGAAGGCGUUGAUCCGCUGUCAGGCCGAGUGCAGCAGCACCAAGCAGCUGCUCAGCAGGAAGACAGAGGAGCUCCAGGUGGCCAGGCAUCAGUCUGCACAGGAGGCCCGCAGCAGGCAGGAGCUGGAUAGCUAUCGAGUGCAGAGCCUGGAACAAAUGAGAGCCGACAUGGCGGACAGAGAGAGACAGCUGAGGGCGCUCAGCGAGCAGCUGGACAGGGGCAGCAAGAUGAACCAGUUACACAGACAACGCAGUGCCAAAGAGAUCCGACAGGUGAGGGGCCAGCUACAACAGGAGCGCAGCCUCAAACAAGAAGCCUUUCAGCAAGUGGACAGACUGCAGAACCAGGUGAACAUGGAACCAGCUUUCUCCAGAUGCACCUCUACAACAGGGCAAAGCAGGACUUAUUACACGCUGUCAGUCAGCAGAUUGAGUACUAGAAGUCCCUCAGCAGGUCCACACAGGGCCAGUCAGCAGCAGCAGUCCGCCCUGCAGCUUGGCAGCCUUACAAACUACACCGCACUUCAGGACUUUGCUGCAGAGCCAAGACACCAGAGAGCAGAAACAGCCAGGAGCCGUACUAACAUAAGAAUUGACAGACCUAAAGCAGAUCCGUCUCGCCUGCGUGUCCUGCCUGCUGAGACGUUAUUGCCAGACCUGUGAGAUUUAGCCCUGGGUAUCUUAUAAAGCAACACCAACUAGUUUAACAAUGCUGUUUGACAUGCAGGGUGACCUGUGGUUUCUGGUGCUGACUGUUGAAUAUUGAUGUACUACUGAAGAUCAAGAUUCACUGUGUGUUUUGCAGCUGUGUGUGAAGUGAACCAAGUCAUAUUUAUGUUAUUUUCAAAGCUAAGACAUAAACCUCAGCGAGGGUUUGGCUCAUUUUCAUUCAACAAGGUGUUUUACUGUCCAGUAUAUUUUAGAACGUCAUCCACCACAGUCAUAUAUACAUGCGUGUCUUCCCUUCAAAACACAGUUCAGCACCAUUAUACUGCUUUGGUCCAUAUUUCAGUCUCACAUGACACUUUGUUCAUGUAAAAUUGAGUAAUGAUGUAAUCACUUCUAAUCAAUUGGAAAUAAAAUGUCUUAAUAAAA
Siniperca chuatsi (mandarin fish) is the source of this 9451-nucleotide messenger RNA. RefSeq lists its product as uncharacterized. Gene Ontology annotation, biological process: regulation of DNA-templated transcription. The transcript is spliced from 45 exons. Bases 2183 to 9019 code for a protein of 2278 amino acids. The record is from RefSeq and is a predicted model, not a curated record. Lineage: Eukaryota; Metazoa; Chordata; Actinopteri; Centrarchiformes; Sinipercidae. Gene Ontology annotation, molecular function: sequence-specific DNA binding; DNA-binding transcription factor activity.